UGCAGAGGGGGCUGGCCGGGCGCCUGGUGAGCCGCUGCAGCCCCGGGUUUUCAAUUCAGCAAAGUUUUCCUUGGUCUUUUGGAUGGCCCAAAAUGAAGGCAGUGUACACGUCCCAGAACUUCCUGCCUCUGAAGAAGGGAAGAUUCCAAGCAUCAAAGUUUGUUCAGAUAAUGAGAUGACUGAGGGAGAAAUGAAGUUCCUUGCAAACGCGUCAUCCCUAGAUAGUGCUGCUCCGAACCUCCAAGAGAUCUGCAAGAGCCAAGAGAAGCCACAGGUAACUCCCCCACCGUUCAGACGUCGGCGCAGGCGCUCUAAUGUGCCAAGUUUGGGGGGUUACAUCAAUAUGCUGGGCAUCCUCGAAGACCCACCAGCCGCCAGUUCAACCCGACGUGUGCCAGAAAAGCCGUUCCACUGCACCGAUUGUGGGAAGAGCUUCUCACAGAGUUCCAACCUGAUCGAGCACCAGAGAAUCCACACAGGGGAGCGUCCUUUCACAUGCAGCGAGUGUGAGAAAAGUUUCAGCCGCAGCAGCACCCUGGUGGAGCACCAGCGCACACACACGGGUGAGAAGCCUUACACGUGCAUGGAGUGUGGGCGGGGCUUCAGCCGCAGCUCCACCCUCACAGAGCAUCAGCGCACCCACACGGGGGAGACGCCCUUCCCGUGCCGGGAGUGUGGCAAGGCCUUCAGCCGCACUUCCAACCUUGUGAAGCACCUGCGCACCCACUCGGGUGAGAAGCCCUACACCUGCGCACUCUGCGGGAAGCGUUUCUCCCUUAGUUCCAAUCUCUUGAAGCAUGAGCGCACCCAUUCGUGGGAGAAGCCCUUCCCCUGCUCCCUCUGUGGGAAGCGCUUCAAGAAGAAGACCCACCUGGUGUCUCACCAUCGGGUGCACACCGGAGAGCGGCCUUACCGGUGCGAGGAGUGCGGGAAGUGCUUCUCCCAGAGCUCCAUCCUUAUUGAGCACCAGAGAAUCCACACAGGGGAAAAGCCCUACAAAUGUGCAGACUGCGGAAAGAGCUUCUGUGUGAGCUCCAACCUCAUCAAGCACCAGAGAAUCCACACAGGAGAGAAGCCCUAUGCAUGCAUGGUCUGCGGGAAAGCUUUCCGUUACAAACCCCAUUCUGUGUUGAUCGAACACCAGAGAAUCCACACAGGGGAGAGGCCCUUUGUGUGCAAUGUGUGUGGAAAACGCUUCUCCCAAAGCUCGACGCUGAUGGGGCAUCAAAGGAUCCACACUGGUGAGAAACCUUUUGCCUGCCCAGAGUGUGGAAGGGGCUUCAGCCGUAGUUCUGCCUUGACGGAGCAUCAGCGGACCCACACCGGGGAGACGCCCUUUCCGUGCCGGGAGUGUGGCAAGGCCUUCAGCCGCACCUCCAACCUUGUGAAGCACCUGCGCACCCACUCGGGAGAGAAGCCCUACUCCUGCUCCCUCUGUGGGAAGCGCUUCUCCCUUAGUUCCAACCUGCUGAAGCAUGAGCGCACACAUUCGGGGGAGAAGCCCUUUCCCUGCCCUCUGUGCGGCAAAUGCUUCAAGAAGAAGACCCACCUGGUGUCACACAAUCGUGUGCACACUGGGGAGCGGCCAUAUCGGUGUGAGGAGUGUGGGAAGUGCUUCUCCCAGAGCUCAUCCUUGAUUGAACACCAGAGAAUCCACACAGGGGAGAAGCCCUACAAAUGCGCCCAAUGUGGCCGAGGAUUCUAUGUCAAUUCCAAACUGGUCAAACACCAGAGAAUUCACACGGGAGAGAAACCAUAUGCCUGCUCUGCCUGUGGGAAAACAUUCCGAUACAAGCAGCAGUUCCCACGCCAUCAGGCCCACGUCCACCCUGGAGAGGACCACGUUUCUGUGCUCACCUUGGGUGCUAGUGUUAAUAUGCUCCUUGCAUAGACCAGCCCUUGGCCUUUGGUCUUCUGAUACUCUGUAGACUGACUGACUCCAGUUAAUCCUGCCAAAACUGGGUGGUCCAUAAACUGCCCAGCCCUGCAUCUCAUUACUGAGUAGGUCCUAGGAGCUCCCAAAAAUAUUUCUGGUCACAUAUAUAUGGUCCACUCAUGCAUUUUGAUUAGGAAGUAAGUCCCAUUGAACUGAAUGGAGUCGUGGGGUUUAUUGCCAAGUUAAGUAUGCAUUGGAUUUCAAAUUUGUGAGGCCAGGCUAGUAAUACAGGUUUCAGCCUCUUUUUCAAGGAGCUACCCUCUUGGAUUAUGGCAGUUCCUUUAUUCGCAUCCGUAGUGUGUCAACAGGAAAAAGAGGCAAAAUAAACUGAGGCCAUUUUGUUUCAGAGUGUAUUUAUGGUAGUGGCAACGGAGAUGCCAGCUUGAGACCCUCUUUCAAAGGGAAGAUACCCACUUUCACAAGGAUUAUGUGAAUAGAAUUACAUUCUUAUGGGAUGCACAAAUGCCAAGAUGGUUCACUACUGAUGCCAUGACUUUCCUUUAAUGUAUUUAUGGUAUCAACACCCAGUUUAGUGGAAAGGCAAAAUGAUUUUAUUUUUUGUAUGUUUGCAGUAUUGCCUAAGAAGGCAUGCAAAUGUGUAUUUUCUGGGCCUGGCCCUUUUUUAAUUUGAAGGACAAGCAAGAUUAUAUUGUGAUGCUCUUUUUAUUAGAAUACUUACGGCAUUUGCAUAGAAGAGAGCAAUUGGAUCUCUGAGGGAGUUUCUUGUCCUCAUUUGUGGGGUUUAUUCUUAUGGCAUGUGUAGAGCAUCAGAUAGAGAACAGUUGUAAAAUAUCACCUCUGACUUACAAUUCCAAUGAAUAACCGGAUGGCUUCUCUAUUUAUGUGUUUAAGGUAAUCCAUACAGAAACACCAUGUGAUUUGUGGCCUUCAUCUUGUUUGAGAAUGAAGGCAUUUUGAUAAUUGUUGAGACUUCAGAAUAACUGUGAAAACCUCGUGACAUCACCUAGCUAUAUCAUAAUGGAGUCCAUCUUAGACCAUUCUUCUGGAUAAUUCUAGAAGGUUCUCAUGGCUCACUGGCUGUUAAGAACCCUAUGUAAUCUCCUUUGACCUCUUUAAUUCAUUCCAUGUUCCUGACACCCUUGAAUGUUCAGCGGACAACCGUAAGUUCACUGUUACUUCAAAGACACGUCCAACUGGCAAAGUAAGGGUCACCCAGGAGACAUUUAACUGUUAGAGGGAGUGGGAUGCUGCUAUAUAUAAGGGGAAUUGGGAGAGAUUGAGCCAAAAUUAAACACCCCAAACACUGUUGAUUACAACAGAAGAGAAUUAAAUAGGUGCUUAACUCUCUUCUACUAAAAUGAUUGAGUCUUUGGAGUGAUCAUCUUUGGCUGGAUGAUGCCCUUAUUCAGUAAGACUGAACAGGCCUCUCCAGGUUAUUUCCUCCAAACUUUUCCAAAAAGACUACCUUGAGCUAGAAAUUGUACUGGUUUGUAGCCAGUGAGGUGCCUAUCUUUCAUUAAUAAUUUCAUCUCUCACAUUGAGGAUCCUGUCUUUUUGUAGUCAUUUCCUUUAGUCAACAGUGUGUUCAUAGGGGCCAGAAUUUUAAUUCCCACGGGUUAGCAUAGAAAAGAAAAACUGCUCUAUAGCUGAACGAAGAACCUUGCAUGUCACUGUGUCGAUCUGGUAUUUGAGUCUACAAAAACACACACCCCUGAAUGCGAAUAGACAGCUGUGAAGAGGAAGCCACCCCAGGCUUUAGUGCUUUGCUGUAUCUCAGACAAGUAGCAACACUGCAUCUCGACACCUCAGUUAAUACCUUUGAAAUAUGGAGUAAGUUUGGAAAGUAUAUUAAGAAUCUGAGACAUGACAGAACAUUUAAACAAACGUUUGGCACACUGAAUAGAUUGCACUUCAGAUAUGUGCACAGUAGAGCCUGCAAGUGCUGGCACCACAUCCGAAAUGACACCCAAUGGGAGGAACACUUAAAAGGAAGUCAAUAUGUUGCUUUGUUGUCAUUCUCACACUUUGGCUAAGGUGGAAGGAACAAUGGCUCAUGUAGAAUGGUUGGGGUUUCCAAAAAAAGGGGGGGAACAAAGGAAAUCGGAAUUUUCUCGAUUUCUACAAAUAAUGAGAAUUUUUUCACAUAAUCACAGCCAGCCCAAGAUAUUCUGCUGUCACAAGCAACUGUUGUAUCUGUUAUCUAAGAUCGAUUGCUAUGUAAUCCCAGAGCUGUGCCAAGCAUUACCCAUGACAUUGCAAGGAAUCCCACAAUUUUACUGACACCCUUGAAAUUCUGAUUUCCAAGCUGCAGCUUAGCAGAGUAGCCCUGCACAUAAUAACACACACGUUUAUCUAUCUUCCCUUAUCAAGUGCUGGACAUUCUUGGAUGGUGUACAAGCUUGUUCUAUGUAUGUGAGACUUACUUAGGGAAUAUGGACUCGUUCUCUCACAUACAUUGAGGUAUUGAGGUUAUAGUGGCAAAGAAACCUGAUGGUUUCAGGGCUUUAUUGGAUUUUGCUGCAUUCUGUCACUUUUUCAAUACAGCACCUGCACUGUUGAGUUGGAAGGAUCUAGUCUACUCGUGCCGUGAUCUCUUAAGUUUUCUUUGCAAAUUCAAACAUGCAUACAAGAUGUGUAAGUAAAUUGGUGGUGAUAAACAGAAAUCAAUAAAACCCCCAGAAUAUAUGAACAAUGUAACCUAGGUAUACAGAAGACUAUAAAACUAGUUAGAAACACAAAUGUAGCUCAAGUUGAUGUAACAGCCCCUAGAGCAUGAAGUCAGAUUCCAAACAUUACACCUCAAAAUAAUCCAUGUCUAAUAAUCAUAGACUCUGGGCAUACAGGGGAAAAAAGCCUUAUUUCCAUUUCUGUUAACAUGGAGCAAUGGAAUCACCCACUGCCCAAUGUUAAUAUGUUAAAUAAAUUUUAUAGUGUUGUUCUUGGAGGAAAAAUGAGCAAAAGUCUGUGUAGACUAUUUAUCCUGUGUGUGUAUUAGCUUCGUAUUGUGUUCCUGUGAAAGUUUUUCCUCCAUUUGC
Molecule: messenger RNA, 4932 nt
Organism: Eublepharis macularius
Lineage: Eukaryota; Metazoa; Chordata; Lepidosauria; Squamata; Eublepharidae
Product: zinc finger protein 883-like
Exons: 4
Coding region: 83-1891 (602 amino acids)
Biological process (GO): regulation of cytokine production; negative regulation of transcription by RNA polymerase II; regulation of immune system process
Source: RefSeq, a predicted model, not a curated record